Molecule: messenger RNA, 6546 nt
Organism: Coturnix japonica (Japanese quail)
Lineage: Eukaryota; Metazoa; Chordata; Aves; Galliformes; Phasianidae
Gene: GPSM2
Product: G protein signaling modulator 2
Biological process (GO): establishment of mitotic spindle orientation
Cellular component (GO): cell cortex
Molecular function (GO): GDP-dissociation inhibitor activity; G-protein alpha-subunit binding
Source: RefSeq, a predicted model, not a curated record
CUGCGGUUCCUGCCGGCUUGGCGCGGGGCUGACGGGCCGGGCAGGGCCGGGCUGCGCCUCCCGUGUAAAUGCCGGCUUUGUUGGAGCUGGAAACACGAGCAGAGUUGUCAUCCUUGUAACGCGGUCUUUGUGAAGCCUUUGUACAUACGUUGCCGUGAUUUCGAAGCGCUCUGUUGGCUCGUGGCAGCGUUCUGCUGCGCUGCUUCCAUCCGUGGUUCCAUAGACACAGGCGGUUCUACAGCCCUCAGGACAAAUGGACUUUAUGCCUUCAGUUACUUCCCUGCAAAGCUUACACGAAACCUGUCUGAAACUUGAGCCAUCACCAUUGGGCCAGAAGACGCUUGUGCCGGCCUUGCCGUAAUGCUCUUGUUUGAGAGCUGCUUGCUGUUGGCUGUUGCUAUUGUCCUGUUUUCUCUUGCUGGAGAAAUACAGCACAACUUCAUGCUUGGAAGGUCAAAGUAUUGUUUUACAGAUGCUGAUGGAGAUCUCAGCACUUUCUUUACAUCCCGUCUCUGUCACUUGGCUUACACUGCUGUUUCCUUCUGUCCUUUUCUUUCUUUCUUUCUUUCGCUUUCUGAAUUAUUUAAAGGCCGUGGCACAUCGGAUCGUGCACAACAGCAGCACUGCACUAACACAGCAGGUGUUUCUUCUGGGGCAUUGUAAAGGAGAUCAAUGCGAUUUGAAACUGAGCUCUGUCUCUUUGUCAGGGUGGAAAUCUCUCCCUAGUUUGCUAGGGCUAGUUUUGCUGUCUGUUUUCCUCACUUCUUGCCACCAAAUGGCAGCAGAACUGAUCUUAGAGCCUGGUCAGAGAUGAACCUGGUACGGCUGUUACCAGUCCAUGGAAGGAGAGAGCAGAAAGGCAUCAGAUGAAGGAAGGAACUGUUUGCUUUCAUGUAGGCACUCAGUGGGAAGUCAGCCAUGCAAAUGAUUGCAUCAAAAAUAGAAGGCUGUGUUGUUAGAGAUCACAGCGUCAGGAGUGUGAAGUGUCGGAAGAGCAGAAGUAGGAAACCUGGUGAGAGCUGGUCUGAGAUGGUGUGACGUUGAGCAGAUGGUUAAUGGCAAGUUGCCUCUUAGUGCUUCACAAGUGUUCCUGUUCAGAUAAGGGAACUUGUGUAAACCCUUAUUAAUAAGAAGGGGAAGCUUUUGUGCCGCUGAGUUAUGGAGGAAAAACAUGAUGUGAUGUACAACGGGGCCUCUCCAAAUCUUUUAAUUUCUUAGCUCAUUUUCUACCAUUGUCCUGCUGUUACGCUGCUCACAAUUCUGUUCCAGCCUGGCUGUGGCUGGGCAGUGUGCAGGAUUGAUGCAUUGAUGUGUUACAGUGGUUGGGUACAGCUGUGGCAGAAGAGUCAGGUCUUAGUAACACAUCUCAGGUUUUGCUGUUCUUCAAGGCGCAGAGAAGAUGCUACUCCAGCAUUUUGCAUCAAAAAUCUCAUUGCAUGUAGAAUUAGUUCCUUGUUGCCUGACUAGUUUUAUUAUAAGGAUAUUAGUUACGUUAUACUGCUGGCACUUUGUCUUCCUUUCGCAUGUUGCCAUGGUGGGGGCUUGCCUUACUGCAGGGUUUAGAUGGCUGCUGUACAUGACCUACUUGUGGUGUCCUUAGAGUUACAGUGUCCUUGUAUGUCCUUGUAUGUCCUUGUGUUGGCUCCUUGCACGCUGGUCAGGUAUUUAGGUGUUUCCAGAGAAAUAUUCUUUCAUGAUGGGAUAUUCUGUUCUGAGAGAUGUUCUGUGAGAGGUGCUGAGAGCAGUGCCACCUCUGCAUUGCUGGGCUUUGCUGUUUCUUAUGCCAAGGUAUCAGUGCAGUAUGUGCAGUACACAUGCAUUGGCUGCUGCUCUGUGUUCCCAUAUCUGCUGUUAUAUGUGCUAUAUGUGCUACAUGUGCUGAUGGUUCUGUUUGUUUUUGCCAGCAGCGUGUUCUCAGCCUGUAAGUUACUGUCCAGCCUGCAUCAUUACAAGAUGCCUGAACCAUUUCGCUUUACAAACCUGUAUUACUGCAGUGCCUAAUAGGGCACUUCCUUACUUACUGUGGUUAAUAGUUGGUGUGGAACCAUGAUGGUACUCUGACCAACACACCAGCAAUGACUAGAUGGUGGUUUCUCUCCCUCAUGUAUUGCAUUGUUGUUCAAAGUGCCUGGCAUUUCUUUCUGCUCUUAAUGAGUGACCUGUUAAAAGGAAUGCAUAUGUAUUUCAGUCUGAUUGUUGUGUUAGGCCAAAAAGGGCUGUAAGUGUAGGGAGAGUAAAGAGGGUUUGUCGUACAUGAGAGGGCCUGGAAGAGCUAAUCUUCCUCUACCUUGGCUUGGAACGCACCAUGUGGCGAGGUCAGUUGUGUUUAGGUAACCAAAGAAUGUGUAAAAAUGAGAUCAAGCCUGUUUAGAAAUAGGGCAGUAAAUUAAGCGUCUCCACUGUGACCAUGUUUGUCAUAAUGCAGCAGUGUGCUGGCAGUUAGAUAAUCCACGUUGGACUCUGCUCUGGAGCUGUGUCCAUGCUUUCAUUUUCAGCUGGGGUCGCAGUGUGAUCCUCGCUUUGCUGUGAACAAGCUUUGUCUCAGACGUGCUUGAUGCCUCUUGGUUUUUGGUUGGUUUUUAGUGUCUUGAGAGUUAGGAGGACCUUCUUGCUAGGAUCUUUUUUAAGCUUAUUAAAAAAUAAAAUUGUGCACUAGUAUAAUUAAUUAUUCUUUAGUCUCGUAAAGCAAUUGUAGAUUUUUAUGCAGAAUUUGUUAUUAAUUUUUCCUUCUGUUAUUUAAUGUUUUCAGUAAAGCAGAUUUCCAGUCCUGAUUCAGGCUGUCCUGGGCGUCCUGCCUCUCAGUUAUCUCUGGGGCUUCCUCCCUCAGCCAUGCUGAGUUAAGGACGUGCACAAAAACCCUUUUUAUCCUUUUCAGUAAAUGUAGCACUAGGAACAGGCUGGGGGCAGGAGUGAAGAGUUGGGUCAGUUGGAUCAUUCAACACGAAGGUACUUGUGAGUGUCACAGCUCCUGCUGUUUUUUGUUUACUGUUUGACAAACUGCUUUUGUUACCUGUGUGGAAGUACUGCUGGUGAUGCUGAAGCAAUUAAGUCUUGGGCAUUAAUUGGCUAACGAGAGAGAUGAAAUAAUUUUAUAGAUCGAGGAGUCAAGGUUCCAAGUUUCCCUGUUGUAAUCCUGUUCUUUUGGCUCAUACAAGGUGGUUACCCGUGGGUCAGUCAGUUCUAGCAAUGAAACACUUCGCUAGCAUUCUUUUGAUUCUUCUGACGAGGAGCAGAUGAUUUCCUAUGCAAAAAAUAGCUUUGGGAACAGGAGAGGAAGCUUUGUGUGCUGCUUUCUGUUGGCAUGCUGUAAGUGAGAUCCUGGUGUUGUGCAGAGUGCGUUGGUAGGGUUCCUGUUUUGUUGAAUGGGUGUCACGUGUGGCCCAAAGCUGAUAUAGUGCCCCGUUUCCACCUGCUUUGGGACUUUCUGCAGUAAUCAGUGAUGUGGCUUAGUUUCAUGUGGUCUGAUAUUUGUCAGUCAACAUGGCAGAUAGAUCUGGGGUGGAGGAGGAAGCAUCUUGAUCAAGCACAUUAGAUGCUGGUAUUAAUGUAUUUACUUACUGCUUGUCUGGUAGUCUGAUAGCAUAGGCUGGGUCUUCCCCAUGCACUAUGUAAUGACAAGCUGUGCAGAGUCUGCUCUACCAGGCAUGCUCCUAGUUACAAAGCCCCAUGGUCCCGCUCUGCCCUCUGGGUGCAGCCCACCUGUGUCUGACGGGCUGUGCUCAGUGAUACACUGGAACGCUGCUUGUGUCGGGUCCUUGGUCCUUCAUCUGGAGCCUUGUGGUUCAUUCCGAGGGUAUCUGCUCUGUGUGUAAAGCCAUCUGGAGGAAAGGUGAUAUCUCAGAGCUGGAAUUGCUCCAUAUUUGCUGUUGACCGUGAAUAAAACCUCAGAGUCACUUUGUCAGUACGGGGGGUUCUGUGUGGUGCCAGCUGAUCAGCUGUUGAACUUGUGUUGUGCCAAAGUCUGGAGAAAACAGCUGCUUCCCAGCAUGUCACACUGCUGUGUUAAGGACUGUUCAGAGGGGAAUGGUUAUUACUACACAAAUGCUAUUGGCUGUGCUUCCUCGUUAAUAGGUGAAUUUAAGAAAUAUCCCUGGACACCAUUAAAGACUAAAAUUGUGGUUUGUCUGGUUCCAGUUGUGGUUCAGUACCUCUGGACUCACUGCUGGCAUUUAUAUUUGGAUUUACACUUUCGAGGUCUGGAGUCAAACUAACCUCUGUAUUUCAGAACGCAGCUGAAUGGAGCUGAAAGGGCCACAGACGAAAGAACUUGAACGCGUUUCUGAAAGUUUAAGAUGUGUCUGACAGUGACUUGCUUACCUUAGUAACAAAGAAGAGUAUUUCAACAACAGCUUAGGAUACCUGUAUGCCAACUUAUUAACCUACUAACUGGAAUGGUGUUCUGACAACAGUUCUCCGUAGCAAACUGCUCGCCUUGCUACAACAGUAGUGUUUUCUCUACUGAUAAUGCAGCUCAAUGGAGGAAAAUAAUGUUUUGAUAAGCAUGCGAGAAGACCAGUCUUUUCAUGUGCGAUACAGGAUGGAGGCUUCUUGCCUGGAGCUGGCUUUGGAGGGUGAGCGCCUGUGUAAAGCAGGAGAUUGCCGAGCUGGUGUGUCUUUCUUCGAAGCAGCUGUUCAGGUUGGAACUGAAGACUUAAAAACACUCAGUGCUAUUUACAGCCAGCUUGGCAAUGCCUAUUUCUACUUGCAUGAAUAUGCAAAGGCCUUGGAAUACCAUCACCAUGAUUUAACUCUUGCAAGGACAAUUGGAGAUCUGGUGGGAGAAGCUAAAGCUAGUGGAAAUCUGGGCAACACCUUGAAGGUACUUGGAAACUUUGAAGAAGCAAUUGUUUGUUGUCAAAGACAUCUGGAUAUUUCCAGAGAGCUUAAUGAUAAGGUUGGAGAAGCUAGAGCACUGUAUAAUCUGGGAAAUGUUUAUCACUCUAAAGGGAAAAAUGUGGCUUCUGCUGGGACACAUGAUCCAGGGGAGCUUCCAGAGGAUGUGAAAAAUGCUUUGCAAAAAGCUGCUAAUUACUAUGAGGAAAACCUGACAAUAGUCACAGAGCUGGGUGAUAGAGCAGCACAAGGACGUGCCUUUGGAAAUCUGGGGAACACACACUACCUUUUGGGCAACUUCAGGAGUGCAGUUUUAGCCCAUGAACAGCGUCUCCUAAUUGCAAAAGAAUUUGGUGAUAGAUCAGCAGAAAGAAGAGCCUACAGCAAUCUUGGAAAUGCCUACAUAUUCCUGGGUGAAUUUGAAACCGCUUCUGAAUACUACAAGAGGACAUUACAGCUGGCUCGGCAGCUUAAAGAUAGAGCUGUGGAAGCACAGGCCUGCUACAGCCUUGGAAACACAUACACUCUGCUUCAAGACUAUGAGAAAGCAAUUGAUUAUCAUUUGAAACACCUUGUGAUUGCUCAGGAAUUAAAUGACAAAAUUGGUGAAGGGAGAGCAUGCUGGAGCUUAGGGAACGCAUAUACUGCUCUGGGCAAUCAUGACCAAGCCAUGCACUUUGCUGAGAGGCACCUGGAGAUCUCCAGAGAGGUAGGAGAUAGAAGUGGGGAACUCACUGCUCGACUUAAUCUCUCAGAUCUUCAAAUGGUUCUUGGAUUAAGCUAUAGCACAAACACCUCCAUGAUGUCAGAAAGCCAUGCGGUAGAUAACAGUCUGAAUGGUACCCGGCCAAGGGUGGGACGUCGUCACAGUAUGGAAAACAUGGAACUUAUGAAACUAACACCCGAAAAGGUUCAGAACUGGAACAGUGAGAUCCUUGCUAAACAGAAACCACUCAUUGCCAAACCUUCAGCAAAACUGCAUUUUGUUAAUCGACUCAAAGGCAAAAAGUAUAAAAAUGGCACCACUUCCAAAGUUCUGCAGGAUGCCAGUAAUUCUAUUGACAGCCGCCUCCCCAACUCUCAGAGGAGAAACAGUCGAGAAACAGUGGCAGAUGAAGGGUUCUUUGAUCUGCUGAGCCGAUUCCAGAGUAACAGGAUGGAUGAUCAGAGAUGCCACUUCCAGGAGAAGAACAGAUUCUCAGCUGCUUCAGUAGCAACGUCCUCUACUCCACCUAAAACAAUACGAAAAUCCUUUUCUGCUUCUGUAGUCUCACCCCACACUGAUGAAUUUCUGGAUUUACUUGCGAGCUCACAGAGCCGCCGCCUCGAUGACCAACGCGCCAGCUUUAGCAAUCUACCUGGUCUGCGUCUUAACCACCGCACGAGUCCGUCUGUGCUGGGCCACUUAAUGGCCAGUAACAACAGAGAGCUAGAUGAGGACUUCUUUGAUAUAUUAAUAAAAUGCCAGGGUUCCAGACUGGACGAUCAAAGAUGUGCUCCUCCACCAUCUGCAAAAGGACCAACUGUACCAGAUGAGGACUUUUUCAGCCUCAUUGUACGAUCCCAAGCUAAGAGGAUGGAUGAACAAAGAGUCCACUUACCCUCUGCUAUAAAAGGACCAAGUUCUAGCUGAGGAGAUGCACAGCUCACACUGUACAGUAGCAUCUUUUGUUUUUGUUUGCUGGAAAAACAUAUGUGUCUUUUUACAAAGGA